GAGACAGAUUCAGGCUGAGGUUCUUCUCCUGUGUGAACUCCACUAAACAACGAGCCAUGAUCGUGAAAACGUGUGCAGUGUUACUCCUGCUCCUUGGCACUCUGUGCAUGAACCUGACCCAGGGGAAGCCAACGGCAGUUCUGAACAGGUGCAUGUGCAGAGGUGGAGCAGUACAGAUCAAUAUGAGAAACAUCAGGGGAUUACAGGUUAUCCCCAUUCCAAACUGCCCUCUCCAACUCAUAGCCACAUUGAAGACUGGGAAGAAGAUUUGCCUGCAUCCCAAAUUUUUGUACCUAUGGCAAAGAAAAAUAAGUAGAGAAGGCAAGAACUGAACAGAGGGAAGAGUGAAGCCAGCUGGUUAGCCCUGUCUUGAUUCUGUGCAGGAGUGCGUACUCACACUAAAGAUGCUCUGUGCACAUGUUAACUUACUGUUUCUUUGCCAUGCCUGCCUCGAUUGCUUUGCUAGCUGCCACACCUCAUUCUCAGUCUAUUACAAGUCGAAUCUAGUUAGCUGUAGUGUGGUGUGCACAUGCGCUUUGUCAGCAGUGCUGUUAAUUUUUUUUAAUUUUAAAACUGAGCACCUUCAGGUAUAUUUUCAAAGUAUUUUCACUGCCAAUGAAUUCCAAGGCAUGCUCCCAGGGUUAGAAAAAAUUCUUACACAAUGUGAUGGAACGAAAUGCAACUAGUGGGAAAUAUUAUUUUCAGGAGUACUUUUUUGUUUUUGAAGAUUAAUAAUCAGUUAAUUUUUUUUAAAAACUAGGUAUUGUCAUUUUUCUUGAGUUCCCUGCC
Chiloscyllium plagiosum (whitespotted bambooshark) is the source of this 789-nucleotide messenger RNA. Its product is annotated as stromal cell-derived factor 1. Gene Ontology annotation, cellular component: extracellular region. The record is from RefSeq and is a predicted model, not a curated record. Gene Ontology annotation, molecular function: chemokine activity. Lineage: Eukaryota; Metazoa; Chordata; Chondrichthyes; Orectolobiformes; Hemiscylliidae. Gene Ontology annotation, biological process: immune response.